AUGUCCAACAACGUUAUCGACAACACUCUUCCUGCCUCUCUCAAGUUGAAGACUGGUCAAAUCUUCCACGGUACCUCCUUUGGCGCUCCUGUCAACACUUUUGGUGAAGCUGUCUUUACCACAUCUCUUGUCGGCUAUCCCGAAUCAAUGACUGAUCCCUCUUACACUGGCCAAAUCUUGGUUUUCACUCAACCCUUGAUUGGUAACUAUGGUGUUCCUGGUCAAGAUAAGGACGAAUUUGGUCUCUACAAGUACUUUGAAUCCGAUGGCAUCCAAGUUCAAGGUAUCAUUGUCAAUGAUUAUGCCACUGAAUACUCUCAUUGGACUGCUGUCGAGUCCUUGAGCGAAUGGUGUGUGCGCCACAAUGUCCCCGCCAUCAGCGGUGUCGAUACUCGUGCUUUGACUCAACUUUUGCGUGAUCAAGGCUCCACUUUGGCUCAAAUCUGCGUUGGUGAUGAAUCUACUGUCGAUAACAUUAGUGCCCUCCAAUUCCCCAACCCCAAUGACGAGAAUUUGGUUGCCAAGGUUUCCACCAAGGUCCCUGUUACUUACAACCCCAAGGGUGAGCUCAAGAUUGCCGUCAUUGAUUGUGGUGUCAAACAAAACAUUCUCCGUUGUCUUGCCAGCCGUGGUGCUUGUGUCACUGUGCUACCUUACAACUACGAUUUCAACGCUGUCGCUGAUCAGUUCGAUGGUGUCUUCGUCUCCAACGGUCCUGGCUCUCCUGUUGCUUGUGUUGAGACCAUCAAGAACCUCAAGGUUGCCAUUGACCACUUGAAGAAGCCUAUCUUUGGCAUCUGCAUGGGUAACCUUUUGCUCGGAAUGGCCGCUGGUCUCCAAGUCUACAAGUUGCCUUUCGGUAACCGUGGUCAUAAUCAACCUGCUCUCAACGUUGAUACCGGUCUCUGCUACAUUACCUCUCAAAACCAUGGUUAUGCCUUGAAUGACACUUGCAUGCCCAAGAGCUGGAAGCGUUUGUUUGUCAAUGCCAAUGAUGGUUCCAACGAAGGUAUUCAACAUGAAACCAAGCCCAUCUUCUCUGUCCAAUUCCAUCCUGAGGCUAAGGGUGGUCCCCAAGAUACUCAGUACUUGUUUGAAGAAUUUUUGAAACAUGUUCGUGCUCAAAAGGUUGAAAGUGAAGGCUUCCAUGCUUCUAUCAGUGAUCUUCAAACAUCUACUGUUGCUGCAUUUGCCUAA
Mucor velutinosus is the source of this 1197-nucleotide messenger RNA. RefSeq lists its product as uncharacterized. Gene Ontology annotation, molecular function: carbamoyl-phosphate synthase (glutamine-hydrolyzing) activity. Gene Ontology annotation, cellular component: cytoplasm; carbamoyl-phosphate synthase complex. Gene Ontology annotation, biological process: L-glutamine metabolic process; 'de novo' pyrimidine nucleobase biosynthetic process; L-arginine biosynthetic process. The record is from RefSeq and is a predicted model, not a curated record. The transcript has a single exon. Lineage: Eukaryota; Fungi; Mucoromycota; Mucoromycetes; Mucorales; Mucoraceae. The coding region runs from base 1 to 1197 and encodes 398 amino acids.